UUCUCUCUGCAUUUGCCAGAACCCAACCCCAGCCCCCAGAAUGUUCCUCCUGCUAACAACACUCCAGAUCGUGGCUCUAGCCAUGGCACAGAGCCAAGAGGAUGAGAACAAGAUAAUUGGUGGUUAUACAUGCAUCCAGAACUCCCAGCCAUGGCAGGCGGCCCUACUGGCAGGUCCCUUUCGUCGUUUCCUCUGUGGAGGGGCCCUGCUGUCAGGCCAGUGGGCCAUCACUGCUGCUCACUGUGCACGCCCGAUCCUUCACGUAGCCCUGGGCAAGCACAACCUGAGGAAUUGGGAGGCCACCCAGCAGGUGCUGCGUGUGGUUCGCCAGGUGCCACACCCCCAGUACAACUCCCGGACCCACAAUAACGACCUGAUGCUGCUGCAGCUGGAGCGGCCUGUUCGGCUGGGGAGGGCGGUGAGGCCCAUCACCAUAGCCAGUUCCUGUGCCAGCCCAGGGACUCCUUGUCAUGUGUCAGGCUGGGGCACCACAUCUAGCCCCAUUGCCAGGUACCCCAACUCCCUGCAAUGUGUGAACAUCAACAUCUCCUCGGAUCAGGAGUGUCGGCAGGCUUAUUCCCAAGCUAUCACUGCUGGCAUGGUCUGUGCAGGUGUCCCCCAAGGUGGGAAGGACUCCUGUCAGGGUGACUCAGGGGGACCCCUGGUGUGCAAAGGACAGCUCCAAGGUCUUGUGUCCUGGGGGAUGGAACGUUGUGCCCUGCCCGGCUAUCCCGGAGUCUACACCAACCUGUGCAAGUACCAAACCUGGAUCCAGAAAACCAUACGGAGCAAAUGA
Zalophus californianus (California sea lion) is the source of this 796-nucleotide messenger RNA. RefSeq names its product kallikrein related peptidase 14 (gene KLK14). Gene Ontology annotation, molecular function: serine-type endopeptidase activity. The transcript has 5 exons. The record is from RefSeq and is a predicted model, not a curated record. Gene Ontology annotation, biological process: seminal clot liquefaction; proteolysis; epidermis morphogenesis. NCBI's taxonomy places the organism in Eukaryota, Metazoa, Chordata, Mammalia, Carnivora, Otariidae. The coding region runs from base 41 to 796 and encodes 251 amino acids.